AUGCAUAAUCAGAAAAACACAUCCAUUGAUAAUGCUGAUGACACGACAAAGCAGAUGAUGCAAGCAGGAAAAGGCCAGCAGCAAAAUGAAUUGCUUUCUGCCCAACAGGGCUUCCCUCAACAAACCUUUCAAGAAACACAAGACAUGGCACAACCAGGAGCGUAUGCCUUUGCCCCAACACUGUCCAACAACAAUGAUGCAGAGAUAGUUAUUGAAGAAACUAGGCAUGACAUUGAACCAGCACCACUCGAACAGGACAGCUCUGGUUUGGCAGUUGCAAGAGAGGUGCAGGAUGAUCCAGAAGAUCCAAGAAGCUUGCCACAAGCAGAAGAGUAUAACGAGAAUAGAGAGUCUAAGAAAAGGAACGCACAAACACAAGAGUCAAAUAAACGGAUUGCAUUGGUUCUUGGCUUUGGCCUCUGUCUUGUUGUUCUCUUUGUACUACUUGUGGUCCUGUUGGGGAAAACAGCCGAUGGAACUGAAGCUACACUGGCCAUGGAACCUGUCGAAUCCAACAAUGAAGAUGCCCCUAUGCACUCUAGCAUGGCUCCUAGUCCAUCUCCUGUCUUUGAACAGCUCUUGAGCUACUUCCCAAACUACACUAUCCAGGCAUUGGAGGACCCAGAGUCUCCACAAUCCAAAGCAUUGGAUUGGCUAUUGGAUGAUCCAGAUCUAAUGUAA
This is a messenger RNA of Seminavis robusta, 681 nucleotides long. NCBI's taxonomy places the organism in Eukaryota, Bacillariophyta, Bacillariophyceae, Naviculales, Naviculaceae. The record is from the annotation of a GenBank genome assembly.